Messenger RNA from Lactuca sativa (garden lettuce), 1502 nucleotides. RefSeq names its product nitrilase 4 (gene NIT4). The record is from RefSeq and is a predicted model, not a curated record. Lineage: Eukaryota; Viridiplantae; Streptophyta; Magnoliopsida; Asterales; Asteraceae. Gene Ontology annotation, molecular function: nitrile hydratase activity; nitrilase activity. Gene Ontology annotation, biological process: detoxification of nitrogen compound.
CCCAAUUCAAGAUUGUUUUUCACGAGUGAGGAGUGACCCGAGUGAGUGUGUGCUCAAAAUUGCUUCUCUACUCCCUUCCAGACGUUUCUUUUUCCUCAAAAUUGCUUCUCCACAAUCACACCUUCUUCUUGUCUUCAUACAGAGGCUUCUAACGAAUCGAAACGCUCAGAAUACCAGUACCUCAUUUGGGGAUUUCAGCGAAUUCUUGGCCUAAGUCGGAUUCUCAAACUCUAUUCAACAUCAGGUAAACGACACAAAAGAAUCGAGGAAAACCAAUGGCGCUAGUUUCGACAACAGGAAACGAUGCCGCUGUGUUCAGCGAAGUUGACAUGAGCUCUUCCGAUUCUUCAUCCACCGUUCGAGCAACUGUUAUCCAGGCCUCCACCAUCUUCUAUGAUACCCCUGCUACCCUCGAUAAAGCCGAAAGACUAUUAUCCGAAGCCGCAUCAUAUGGGUCCCAGUUAGUUGUCUUUCCGGAAGCAUUCAUAGGCGGAUACCCUCGAGGCUCAAAUUUUGGGGUCACAAUUGGAAACCGAACACUUAAGGGAAAAGAAGAUUUUCGCAAAUAUCAUGCUUCAGCCAUUAAUGUGCCUGGUCCGGAAGUUGAUCGAUUGGGGGCAAUGGCGGGGAAGUAUAAAGUGUUUUUGGUGAUGGGGGUUAUAGAAAAAGACGGAUAUACCCUUUAUUGUACGGUUUUGUUUUUUGAUAAUCAAGGAGGUUAUCUUGGGAAGCAUAGGAAGUUGAUGCCAACGGCUUUGGAGAGGAUAAUUUGGGGAUUUGGCGAUGGGUCAACUGUGCCUGUUUUUGAUACUCAAAUUGGGAAAAUUGGUGCGGCUAUUUGUUGGGAGAAUAAAAUGCCAUUGUUAAGGACUGCGAUGUAUGCUAAAGGAAUUGAGAUAUACUGUGCACCAACAGCUGAUUCAAGGGAAAUUUGGCAAGCAUCAAUGACACAUAUUGCAUUAGAAGGGGGGUGUUUUGUUUUAUCUGCAAAUCAAUUUUGUAGAAGAAAAGAUUAUCCUCCUCCUCCAGAAUAUGUUUUUACUGGAACAGAAGAAGAUCUUACACCAGAAUCGGUUGUUUGUGCUGGUGGAAGUGUUAUAAUUUCACCAUCAGGAACUGUUCUUGCGGGACCCAAUUAUGAUGGGGAAGCACUUAUUACAGCUGAUUUAGAUCUUGGAGAAAUUGUGCGUGCAAAGUUUGAUUUUGAUGUGGUUGGACAUUACGCAAGACCCGAAGUUCUUAGCUUGAUUGUAAAGGAUGAUCCUGCAACACCCGUGUCUUUCACAUCUGAAAAGACCGAAGGCUCUCAAAAAUAAUCGUCGCAUUUGCAAAAUUUAUGUUUUCUUAACAUUAUGUAAUUUGAUUGCUACUUUUGUUUUCUUGAAUCUAGCCAUGUUGAAUUGUGUAUAGUUAGCUGCGUUUGUUGUACAUGAUGAAUUUAUUAUUCAUCAACCUGCGGAUCUGCCCUUGAUUUUCUUUGAAUAAAUUAAUUAAACUUCUGA